This is a messenger RNA of Neospora caninum, 4389 nucleotides long. RefSeq lists its product as hypothetical. Bases 1 to 4389 code for a protein of 1462 amino acids. The record is from RefSeq and is a predicted model, not a curated record. Gene Ontology annotation, molecular function: DNA binding; ATP-dependent activity, acting on DNA. Gene Ontology annotation, cellular component: nucleus. NCBI's taxonomy places the organism in Eukaryota, Apicomplexa, Conoidasida, Eucoccidiorida, Sarcocystidae. The transcript has 8 exons.
AUGGACACUCCCGAGCGGUCUCACGACCUUCCGUUUUCUUUUCACCCCCGCCACCCUCGGCGGCUUUUCCACGACGCGCACGACCGCCAGCCAGGCCCGGGAGGCGGAGGUUCUUACCUCAUUUUCCAAGACAGUGGAAACAAGGGCGAUGCAGCUUGCCUCCGGCGGUGUAUCGAGGCGCGAGAGCCUCCCGCGGCGAACGGCCGAUUUAAGCCUCGCCCUCUCAUCCAGAAACUCGCAAGCGAGAGAAACCCGCGAGGCGGCGCUGCUGCGCCUCGCCUCCCACAGAUCCCGGAGAGGGAAGUCGAAGGCGUUCCCGAGGUCAACAUGCGCCAGAAUGAAGGACAGGGAGAGAAGGCGACGGGAGCCACUGCCCACAAGAGCGAAGAAGCAGGCGAAGCCCAAGACAGCCUCGAAUCGGCCCAGGAGGCUCUCGCCUUUGCUCAGACGCUCGCAGAGAUGCUCGUGCAGCAACUCUCAGGACGGAAGGAGGGGAGAAGUCGAACGGCGGAGCGUGAGAGACGCUCAAGACAGAACUCGGUCCACGAGAGAGAGAGCGAAGCGACGGCCGAAAAUGAAGAGGCGAGAAGUUCCCCACAAACCUCCCGGACGGAGACGGGGAGUGCCGCGUCCUCCGAAGAGGCGAGGAGCGCAGGCGGAGAAAGGAGAGGCGACCUGGCGAUUGCUGCGGAGGAUCCGAACGCGGAUGUCGUGAAGAGUGUCGAGUGCCGAUGCAGCCGAGAAUGGGAGAGAACUGGGAAACUGCGAGGACACCUGAGACUUUGCUGCAGUCGAUUUCCGUACAUUUCCACUCCGCAGGUCGACAAACUCACCAUUGCCAAUCUCUUUCGGCUUCAAAUGUUCCCCUAUCAACUAACAGGUCUGCACUGGAUGUCGCUUCUCUGCGGCUCCGUGAACAAAGCGCUCUCUGGAACUCUCGGCGGAUUCAUUCUCGCAGAUGAACCAGGAAUGGGUUCGUCUGUGCAGACAGCGAUGCUCCUGUCGCUCGUGUACCAGAUGGGUGCUUUCCGGCGGCCUUCGUUGCUUGUCGUCUCCUCGAAUGCGCACUUCGGUUCAGCCCACGGCGGCUCCCGUGACAACGUCUUCCCGUUCGCUUCCCGCCAGGCUUCGGUUUGUUCCGCCUCUUCCUCUCUUUCCUCGCUUCCGCCACGCAUGCGCAGAUGGAUGCGAGUCUGCCGGAAGUGGGCUCCGUCGCUCCGUCUCCGCCUUCUGCUGCGACACACCACGGCUGCCUCGUCGCUGUGUGAGAGUGUCUGUUCUCACGCAGAGGCGGAGCCCGCGAGAGAAGCACUCGACACAGACGGCGCGCACGCGACGCAGCGACCGGUUUUCCCAAAUGGUUUCCCCCAAACCGCGGACUGCACAGAGGGAGACGGAGAGCGAAACGGAGCAGCGACCGCGGAGGAGGCUGCAGGGGGAGGCGACGCAGUCGAGGGUGGCGAAGGGGAGGAAUGUGACCCCAGAGAAAAUGGCGGAGAAUGCGAAACCGGUGGAAACAUCGUGGGCUGCAAUUCUGGCAAAGGAGCGGCUUUUCUGUCUCAUGGCAGAAGCGAAAAGAGCAAAGCGUCUGCGCCUCACGUUUUGCUUGCAACGUAUGAAGAACUGCUUCAGUAUCCUCUCCUUCUUGAAAGCGCAAUUCGAGAAUUUGACGGCCUGGACCUUUGUGUGUACGACCUACGCGAUGUGAACUACACGUGUCCCCACGAUGCCGCCAGUCGCGCCUCUGGAGCGACGCAGGACCAGGCAGGUGUGCGACCGCCGUUCGGACCCCUCGUCGAGCCUCUUUCCGAGAAACGAGACGAAGUUGCAAAGUCUGCAUGCGACGCGCACCGGCUCUCAGUUUGUUCCCGUGCAUGCAGGGCACGCGACUUCUUGCUCUGCCGGCAAGACAGCCCCCUGUACUCUCUGGCGGGCGUCGUUGAUCGCCUCUGCGCUGCCGCCUCGUCUCAGAGAAGAGCUGGGCGUCUAGAGAAGAAGGAGAGAGACAGCGCGACACAGGAGGGAAACAGCGCGACAGGCGUUAACGCGCCAGGCACGAGCACAGAAGAACUGUCGGCUGACGAAGAGACAGCAAGAGAAGCGAGAGAGGACGGGGACGACGCAGCAGGGACGAGGCCGCAAACGCUCCUGAUCACCAACGCCGAUCCCUCGGCGUGUCGCGCUUCGCUUCGUCUUUUGCUGCCGCUCUUGCUUCCCGCCUUCUUCGCCUCUCCAGUGGAUGUUGACCGCGCAUUCGCAGCGUACUGGAGAUCCACCCUUCCCUCGGGGACAGAGAAGCGGCCGAGGCUCUCGGAAGCUUUUCUGCCUUUUGCGCGGGAAUGCGUGUUUCCGCUGGUGCUCCGGCGAGCGCGGUCUGCAUGCAUGCUGUCUCUGCUCCCGCCUCUCGACGGGGAAGUGCACCUUCUGGCCUUCACUAGCCGAGCCCACGUGGAGGUGUACGCCCACAGUCACCAGAGCGCGUCCCGAGCUCUCUGCGACGCGGUCCUCUCGUGUGGCAUGCCCGACAAGGAAGCGUCUUCCGAGGCGGAAACCGAGGCGCCUUCGUCUCACGGUCAAGCGGAUCCAGUCAGACGGAAGCGAAGACGAGCGGAAGCGCCAGCGGCGGCGAAAGGCUGCGCGGCGACGCAGUUUGUGGCCAAACCGGGGCCGGAGAAGAAAGAGAGGCAAGACGAGCAAGACGCCGUGGACAAAGUUUCGAAAGUUGCGCAAGAAAUGGUCCGCUACCUGCUGAUGGUGGCCAUACACCCCAUGCUGGUGCCUCGGUCAGGCUUUCCACGUGCAGGAGUCGAGGCUGAGCAGCCGAGCGUGAGGGAUGCAUGCGCAAGCGAAGACGAGGCAGACGGCGACCGCGACGCGCACAGAAGCGGAGAGAAACGCCUGCUCGAGCGCGUGGCGAUAGCCCUGUCGGAGACUCUGGCGCUCCCGCCUUGUUUCUCUUCUUUGCUCUCCGAGACGUCUCUCCCAAAGGCUCUGUCCCCGUCUUCUCCCGAGGGCGACUGCCGAGCGUGCACAGGCAUCGCGUCGCCGCACGGGCGCAAAAGGCUCGAGAAACUGCUGAGGAGACACUGCAGUCCUUGGGAUCUGCGGCGGCUCGGAGGAGCCCUCGGUGUAUGCGACUGGAAGCUGAGCGAACAGGAGGCCUGCGAGGGCGAGAAGAUCAGGUGGCUUCGAGACUUCCUAGCGCCGCUCACCUCGCCGUCUGUCGCCCAACGCAACGGACUCUCUGACGCUCGCGCGCCGUUCCGGGAGGGGGACCGACUUCACGGCGGCGUCGCCUCCAACGCGGGUGAAGCGAGGGCGAAGCGAGACAGCGGACUCGCAGCAGUGGCAGGAGCCGCAGGCGUCGACGAAGUAGAGACUCGGGACUGCAUACGCGCCGCAGGCGCCAGAGCGGAGACAGCGGCUUCGACGGCAGCCUGCGAUCGCGAGGAAGCACACCGGGGGUUUGCGGCAUCCCAGACAGCGACACCAGCUGGAGGCACAGACCGCAAGAAUCCGCGGAAAGUGGUUAUUCUCAACCCCCUCGCGUGCGCAGUCGCCUCGCGGUGUGUACCUCGAGAAGCCGGAAAGCAGAGAGCUCGACAGAGACAAGACGCCCGCUUGCAGUCUGCUUGCCAGGAACGAAGAGAGACCGACAAGGGAGAAAGCCGGAAGUCAGGCCUGACAGACAACUUGUCGUUAGCAUCUUUUCUCCAGGCGGCACUCGGGAAAAUGAUUUUCGUUAUUCCCUACGGCAGCUCCAAAGAGACAGCUGCGCAGGUUCUCCACGACUUCCUCAAAGAAGACCCGACCGAUGUGCCGGCCUUGCUUGUCGAAGACCUCGCGAUCUUAUUUGACUUGAGACCCCACACGCUGGCACAUGUCUCCGACCUGAUUUGGCUGGCGGCGCCGGCGAGGCCGCUGUCUCUCGGUGAGAGGCCCUCGAAGCUCGAGCCUUCGGGCGGCUGCCGGAUGUCUUCUGAGGCCAGCAGAGACGACACUCGGACCUCUCUCCCGGCUUCUUGUGGAAAGGCGGAGGGAAGAGAGUGCGACGGAAACGGGGGAGAGAAGGGGCGCGCGCCCACCGAACCGAGGCAAGAGCAGCAAGGAGCUUUGGAGACGGAUACGAAGCAGUGCCGAAGCGGACGGAAAGAAGAAAAGGUGGGGGGUGAAGAACAGCGAGAGAAAGUAGAGAUCGUUCGGUGCGUCAGGAGAGAAAUGCACGACUGCGAAGACGGACCUAAUGACGAGGACGGAUGUUUUAUUAUUCGAGAAGAUAUGCGCCAGGUGGAGAACUGCUUUCGGUGUGUCGGAACUGCUGCAGCUCAGCUAAGGUCUCUAGCUGACACAGAGGAGAUAACGUUCUCGGCACAGAGGGACAAAACCUAA